Molecule: messenger RNA, 2372 nt
Organism: Planococcus citri (citrus mealybug)
Lineage: Eukaryota; Metazoa; Arthropoda; Insecta; Hemiptera; Pseudococcidae
Exons: 5
Coding region: 331-1833 (500 amino acids)
Source: RefSeq, a predicted model, not a curated record
CUUACCUCUUCUACCUGCUACGUUGUUCAUAACGGCUCGCUUGAUGAUGCUCCAGUACAUGACGCGAACGAAACCAGUUCCGUGUUGGUGUCUCAGGUCUCUAACUUCCAACAGUAUACCUUGAACCUUAUCAUAAUGCAAUUUUGUCGUGUUCUAUUUACUUAAGUUUUUUUACGAACAAAAUAACGUAAAUUUUCGCAUAUUAGUAGCUGAUAAUGUGACAAAAAAGUGUUAAAAUAUAGGUUAUUAUCAAAUUGUGAUAUUAGUUUACGUUUUUUUAUACAUUUUUCUUAUUAGGUAACCAUAUUAUUCUUUUUUUUUUUUUUGAAAAUGUACAAAUCAACCAAGUUAUUCGUCUUGUUUCUAUUCGUAUCACCAAUUCGGUUCUCGUUCCAACAAUCGAAUCCUCAGUCUGAAAACCAAGCCCAUCAUGAAGAAGAAAAAAACGUAUUCUUGGACGCAGCCCAAGACAUGCUCGGAAACCUGAUGGAAAAAAAUCCAGACAUGGGUAAAAACGCAGUGAUGGCAGCUCUCGGUGGAAUUUUCCAAUCAAUGAAGGGCGGUCAAGCGAUCGGCGAUUUGUUAUCAGGUAUGAAUACACCCGGAGGCAAAAACAUAGCCAGCGAUAUCCUCAGCGGUAUAGCUGGUAUGCUGGAGAAAAAUCCUCAAGGAUUUGAUCCCAAUAUGCUAGGUCAAGUCGCCCAAGUAUUCUCUUCGUUGGCCGAAAGCAAAAACGAAAUACCAGGACAGCAAAGCAGCCCUGAUUGGGGAUCAAUUUUAGGCCUAGCCGGUAAUUUAAUCUCAUCUAUGAGUGAUAAGAAUUCAGAAGGAGGCGGAUUUGAAGGGUUAUUGAACUUGUUACCAAUGUUGACCGGUAAUGUGCCCAGUGGACACGUGCAUUUCGCUGAUAACGAGCUGGAAGAUCAAUUGGAGCAUGAUAAGCAUCAGAAAGGAUCGUAUACGCCACCUUUUAUGAAUAUUUUUUACGAAUAUUGGGAACAUUUCAAACAAUCGGAAUUCGGAGAAGCUGUGUGGAAGAAGAGUGGUCUAGAAGCCAUAUUCCAGCUGUUUGUUGAUAAAGAUGGGUAUUUCCAAGUAGAUAGGAUUUUCGAGUCGAUGGAGAACGCUUCGUUUAGACGUAAAUGGAUCAAGAGUCUUUCGAGUUUUGUUGGAGAAUGGAUAAGGCAUUUGUCUGAUCCGAGUACUCAAGCUAGAUACAUCGGCAACAUCAAGUUUCUUGGGAACAGCUUUCUAAGAUCUCAAGGGUACUCAGAUUCGGUACACUUUGAUCCAACCAAACCGACUGAUUCAGCAAUAUCGAUAAUUGAUGCCAUAACAAAGAAACAAUUUGGAUUGAAAAUAGAUUCAGGCAAAUACAUCAGACCUGCUGUGAUAUACUUGAAGGAAGUAUUCAAAAUAGGCGAUGGAAAGAAUUUACUCAGUAUGAGUAAACUUAGCUCCAAGGAAAUUAGUGAUAGACUAGGAGACGUAUUGAAUGGCGAAUUAAUAGAACCAGUUCUCAGAGUAUGGCGAGCGUACAAAUUUUCCAUCCUAAAUCCUCAAUGUGAUAAACAACUAUUAUGCUAUUUAAAUAAAAAAGAUAACAGUUCACCAGCUCAAAUAGGCCUCAAGCCAGGAGUAAUGAAACUAUCCAGCUUAUCCGCUGCAUGGUAUUUAUCAGGCAGGACAGGAACGCCAUUUUGGAAAUUAUAUAAUGCUGUAACUGAAGAUAUCGUAUGCGAAGCACAUUACCCUGCUGAUUGUCACAAAUUCUACGCAGCAGACCAUGCAUUUACAACUGAAAGUAAUAAUCUUCAUGGCGAGGAAUUGUGAGAUUUCUUUAUAGGAAUCAAAAACCUUCCAACAUUACCAAUUAAUUUUAAGCAUUACUACUCUUGAGUGAUUUCAUCAUUGAAAUUGAAGUUUUUUUUUUUUUUUCAAAAACGUCCACAGUCAAAAAUGCUACACGAGCUUUAACAACAUCAAUGAAUUUUUGUAAAAAAAAAAAAGUCUCUGGUAAUAAGAUCUAUGGUUGUUUUUCAAAAAAAAAAAAAAAAAAAAAAAAAAUAGAUACCCUAUUGCAUCAUAUGGUUUUAAAUUAAUGGGUAGAUAUGAACAAGAACGAAAAGCAUUUUUUUUUUUAAUGGAGCUAGUUGUUCCUAUAAUAAUGUAUAGGUAAUAAAAUCUUCACUGCUGAAAAUGUGAAAAUUAAUCAACACCAAUUAUUCUUAAAAAUUUCCUACAUACCGUAUAAAUUUUCGGGUACCUAAUUGUAAUAUGUACUUUUGAAAAUGAGAAGAACUUGAAAUUAAUAAGAUAUUUAUUUUACAAAAAUACCAACCACAAUAAAACAUUAUUUUUUUUGUAUACAA